This is a messenger RNA of Myripristis murdjan (pinecone soldierfish), 1064 nucleotides long. It is a transcript of the gene eif3k, whose product is annotated as eukaryotic translation initiation factor 3, subunit K. Gene Ontology annotation, cellular component: cytoplasm; eukaryotic translation initiation factor 3 complex. Gene Ontology annotation, biological process: regulation of translational initiation. The transcript has 8 exons. NCBI's taxonomy places the organism in Eukaryota, Metazoa, Chordata, Actinopteri, Holocentriformes, Holocentridae. Gene Ontology annotation, molecular function: ribosome binding; translation initiation factor activity. Bases 278 to 940 code for a protein of 220 amino acids. The record is from RefSeq and is a predicted model, not a curated record.
GUUUUUUAAGCAACGAGCGGACAGUUAGAGCUGUUGGUCAGAUUCACUUUUAACACAUUAUACAUUUGGCUUAGCCCUUCAUGCGCACUUUUUCAAUCAAAGGCGCCGGGCUUGAUUUUCUUUGGAAAGGGGUUCGUCCUCGUUCCGGCCCGCGGAGUUUCCUUUCCUUCCGGUCCGACCGGUUUCUCCCUCCGCCCGUUCCCUUCUCUCUUCUGUCGUCCACGUGUGGCUUUUAUCAGGACUUUCACCACAAAGGCGACAUAAAGACCGGGACCAAAUGGCGUCGUCGUUUGAGCAGAUGAGAGCGAACGUGGGGAAGCUCCUGCGGGGCAUCGACCGGUAUAACCCAGAGAACCUGGCUACGCUGGAGCGCUACGUGGAGACACAGGCCAAAGAGAACGCCUACGACCUGGAGGCCAACCUGGCCGUCUUAAAGCUGUACCAGUUCAACCCGGCUUACUUCCAGACUCAUGUGACAUCGCAGAUCCUGCUGAAGGCGCUGACCAACCUGCCACACACCGACUUCACUCUCUGCAAGUGCAUGAUCGACCAGACACACCAGCAAGAGGAGCGCCCCAUCAGACAGAUCCUCUACCUGGGGAACCUGCUGGAGACCUGCCACUUCCAGAGCUUCUGGACGAGUCUCGAGGAGAACAGAGAGCUCAUCGACGGCAUCACCGGCUUCGAGGACUCUGUGCGCAAGUUUAUCUGUCACGUAGUGGGCAUCACCUACCAGAACAUCGAGCACCGGUUACUGGCCGAGAUGCUGGGAGACCCCCUGGACACGCAGGUGAAGGUGUGGAUGAGUAAGUACGGCUGGACAGAGAACGAGGAAGGACAAAUCUUUAUCUACAACCAGGAGGAGAGCGUCAAGCCCAAGAACAUCGUGGAGAAGAUCGACUUUGAAAGUGUAUCCAGCAUCAUGGCUACAUCUCAGUGAACACACACACACACACACACACACACACACACACACAACCAAUCAACACAGAUCAAGUAUUUUAUAACCAUGUCAUUUUUCUCAACAAACUCUUUUCGCAAUAAAGAUAAGUUAUCAUUAACAA